GUUGCUGUGCCUUGAUAUAUUGCGGCGUGACCUCUUCUCGCACACAACAGCUCGUUCGCGUCGGGUGUUGAAAGUUUUAUUGUUGUGUGUUUGGAAUAGGGGGGCGACGACAACAUGCCUGCGACGCCGCGCUUCAAGGUGUCUCAGACGGACCUUGCCGUGGUGGUGUGCAUCAAGGUGCCGCACAUUCGCGUAGGGAGCGCGGAGACGCACGUUGACGGGACGGACUUCUCCUUCUACUGCAAGCCUUACCUGCUCAGGCUGACGCUCCCGUACGAGGUCGGGGGGGAGGACGACGACGGCAGCUGCAAGGCGGUGUACGACCCGAGCGAUGAGAACGGCACCAUCACGGUGAUUCCGGGGCAACAUUUCCCCGACCUUGAUCUAACGACGACCCUCAUGCAACCCCGUUGGACACCCAAGGACUUGCUGAAAGAGCGUCCGAGCGGCGGAGACGAAGGCGGGGCCGAGGGCGACGUGCCUGUCUCCUCCUUCUCCGGCGUCGAGGUGGUGUCGUCGGAACGCUAUGAUAUCCAUGGCGACGGCGACGACGAAGCCGCGGGCAACAACGGUAGCGGUAGGAGUAGUGCGGAGGGCGGUGGUGGUUCGCCCCUCCCGGGGGGAGGGACCGCCAUGGCGGGAAACAGCGCCGGCGCAGCGGCGGAAGGGCGACGAGCGGGAGGAGAGGGCGGCGGGGUGGGCUCUAAGGUCUUGAUCCGGCCUCCGAGUUACGGGUUCAAUGACAAGUUCAGCGGUUUUUUCACGUCUCUGAGGGACGAGCUUCGUGAGAUGAUUCACCUACCGGACCCGGACAACACUCCUCCUGAGGCCAGGCGAGGCCUUCGACUAGAGCACGAGCAAGCCGCCUUCGACCCGGACCGCUACCUCGGUGACCUCUUCGCCGAGGAAGAAGACCCGCUACUCACGGAAGCGCUAGCGUUCGAGCCCCACUGGCGGCUGAGGCUCCGAGCACGGCAGCAGCGGCAUCGUCGUCGACAACGGCGGAGAGGGCAAGCGCAAGAGCAAGAGAAGCGAAACAGGCAGGAAGAGGAUAGGCGGCAGGGGGUUGACGGAGGAGGAGGAAGAGGAGCGUCGCAGGCCUGGGAUGGUGGUGGAGAGGGAGCUCCAGAAGAUGGGGCUUUGCUGCAGGGGGCAAGAGGAGGUGUAGAAGGCAUUGUUGAGGCGGAGGCGGAGGCAGAGGGCCGCGGGGAUGGGGGACAGGACGAGGAAGAGGAAGGUUUUACGGAGGCGGAGCAGGAGCAGAUGAGGCGUCUUCCCAACCGCGAGUACCUCAUCGAAGCCGGAAGCGCGGAGGAGAGGCGCGUCUUGCUGGGCCUGGCCGACAUCUUGUUCGCUUACGCGUACGACCACCGGACCACGACGGGCGACGCCACCGUCGAGAGCCCCUGGACCGUGGCCGUUCUUAGCCCUCUCCUCAGCUGGCUCGAGACCCCUAGGGAGGGGGGGGACGUCGCGGAGUCAUCCCCUGUCACCACCGACGUCUCCGCCGAGACCGACGUGGCCCUGGCCGGCAUCCGCCGCAGCCUGAUCUUCCCGUACCUAAGGGUGUGGGAGCUGGGUGCUCUGGUGGCGAGGGACGUGAGGGAUAUCCUGGCGGCCGGCAAGCGAUGCAUCUUGCGCUGCCUGUUGCAGACGUACGCCCUGAUGGAGAGGGGGGAGGUGCACUACCUGCUGAACAAGCUCUUCAUCGAGGACUACUGCGUGUGGAUUCAGAAGGCUUCCGAGGAGUCUCUCGCCGCUUUGGCGGAGCGUUACGCUGCCGCCGCGGCCUCGAUCACCAAGAGCGGGGCGUGCCUGGACCUGGAGAGGAUCGAGGCUGACGCCGAGAGGAUGAUCGCAGUGGGGGAGGGCGGCAGGGAAGACGAAGAAGAGAGUUCGGCGGAAGAAGAGAGUUCGGAUGAAGAUGAAGAAUGUUCCGAGGAAAGUUCGGAGGAAAGUUCCGAAGAAAGCUCCGACGAGGAGAGCAGCACCGACGAAGACGACGGCGGCGGCGGCGGCGGCGAGGAGAAGAAAGCCGACGCGCAGCCGGGCGGCGAUGAAGCAUCGGGAGGCCCUCGCUUCGCCUGCGGCUGCACAUGACGCUAGCGCUGCUGCUGCUG
Ectocarpus sp. CCAP 1310/34 is the source of this 2120-nucleotide messenger RNA. The record is from the annotation of a GenBank genome assembly. Lineage: Eukaryota; Phaeophyceae; Ectocarpales; Ectocarpaceae.